GCCAGUUGUUCUCCUAACAUCACCGACACACAGCCGCAGAAACAGCUCAACAACAACAUGAGAACUACACUAAUUACUUUCGUGCUAGUCCUGGCUGCUGCCUGUGGCCCCACCUCCUGUGGCAAAGAGGAGCAGACAGUCCCCCAGCUCGAGGCCCCGGCUGAAACCCGCUCUCGCUUUGCUGCUCUGGAUGAUGUGCGUCUUCUAGCAAACGGCCUUCUACAGCUGGGUCAGAGCCUGCGGGAAUUUGUGCAGAAGACAAAGGGACAGAUAAACGAUAUCGUCCAGAAGCUCAACAUCUUUGACCGCUCGUUCUACCAGCUCUCAGUGCUCGCCAGUGAAAUUAAAGAGGAAGAGGAGGAGCUGAAGAAGACCACCGUGGUACUGAAGGCCAACAACGAAGAGAUCAAGGGCCUGUCUAUUGAGAUCAACUCUAAAGUGGACAACAUCCUGCAGGAGAAGAGUCGGCUGCAGAACAAGGUGGAAGGCCUGGAGGAGAAGCUGAGCAGCCUGUCACAUGGCCUGGUGACGAGUGAACAAGUGGCAGAGGUCAACAGCCUCAAGGAGGUGAUCCGCAGCCAGGAGCAGAGCAUCAUAGAGCUGCUGAAGGCUGUGAGGGAGCAGAGUGACCAACUCAACCACCAGAGGGUUAAGAUCAAGAUACUGGAGGAAAAGUUUAUGGCCAACACAUUGCCCCAAGAGACCUUUGAGAAGAUGCCUGAAAUCUUUAACAGUGAAGCUCCAACACUCACCCCUUAUCUGACCUCACCCACCACCGACAUGAUGAACCUGCCAUCAGACUGCAGUGACCUGUUCAAAAGAGGGGAACGAGCCAGCGGUGUCUAUGCCAUCAGACCCACCGGAGCUGAGCCCUUCAUGGCUUUUUGUGACAUGAGCAAAGAUAAUGGAGCAACAGUCAUCCAGCGAAGGAGGGAUGGUUCAGUGAAUUUCGAUCAAACCUGGGAGAAGUAUGAAAGUGGGUUUGGAGAUUUUAAAGGGGAGUUUUGGCUGGGUCUCAGGAAGAUCCGCUCUUUAGCCGCUCAGGGAAACUCUGUCCUUCACAUCCAGCUAGAAGACUGGAAACAGGGCAGGCGCUUCGUCGAAUACAGAUUUCACCUUAAUGGUCCUGAGAGCAACUACACCAUUCACCUCACGCAUCUGUCUGGAGAUUUGCCGGACCCCAUGAGCAACCACACAGGCAUGAUGUUCUCCACCAAGGACAGAGACAACGAUAAGCACCAGGACUCCAACUGUGCACACAGCUACACAGGUGGAUGGUGGUUCAACGCCUGCGGAGACAACCUGAAUGGGAGAUAUUUCCACAUGAGACCUAAAGGGCGCUCUGAGCGUAGGAGAGGGAUUCAAUGGAGGCUUGGCCAAAAGGCCUCUUAUUGCCUGAAGCUCACACAGAUGUCUGUACACCCUGUUGCUUCCCCCAGCACCAACUCCUCCACUUCUGCCUCCUCAGAGACAGGUGUCUUUCUGUGAUCCAGCAUUCUCCAUAGAAAAUGCUGCAUUUAUAAGUGGCCUCUAAAUGAGAGCCUUGUACAGUUCCCACGUGAGCUCACCACACUGCAAAUUAAGAAAAUACAUGCAGACAGCCACAACACAAGCAAAUUUAUAAAACAUCUUUAUAAUAUAUGCGCAGCAUUUUCAAAACAGUGCUGCAAGAUGCUCACAGCACAAUGGACACUUUUUGCAGGGGACGCUAAAAAGUGAUGCACACAGCUGGGACACAUUUGUCAUUGCAAUGGUUUGUGUUUUUGAAGCUAUUAAAAUUGGCUAUCGUCACUGUGAUCAUAUGGUCCAGAUAUUAUAAUGAGGCUAGUUAUUGGCAGAUAUCUGCAAUAAUAUCUGAGUCAUGCCAUUACAAUAUUGAAAGAAGCCAAAAAACGUAGAUUCUACUGAUGGAUGGCUGA
Plectropomus leopardus (leopard coralgrouper) is the source of this 1919-nucleotide messenger RNA. Its product is annotated as angiopoietin-related protein 3-like. The record is from RefSeq and is a predicted model, not a curated record. Gene Ontology annotation, molecular function: extracellular matrix structural constituent; protein-macromolecule adaptor activity. Gene Ontology annotation, cellular component: fibrinogen complex. NCBI's taxonomy places the organism in Eukaryota, Metazoa, Chordata, Actinopteri, Perciformes, Serranidae. Gene Ontology annotation, biological process: blood coagulation; positive regulation of heterotypic cell-cell adhesion; platelet aggregation.